UUAUGUGACGUAACAGAUAAAAACUAAUUCAGCGUAAUAAAUACUUGCAAUAAUGACAAAGCCAAAAAAUUUGCAGGAUAGGGGCUUAUUAGUAGAAUAAUUUAAAUUUAAUACAUUUUACAGUGGCGUCACACAGCGGAGUGACCGCAAGCCCGCAAGCAUCUGGACCACUGUGAUCUGGACGAUCGUGAAUCGACCGAAGUGAUCGAGCUCGUUUGCGCCCUUACAUUUUGUUCAGUGUCCUGUGUCAUCUCUUCGACACACCAUGGCGAGUCCUUUUCGAUUACAGAAUCUACCAAACACUUUGGUAAGAAGGCCGUGAGUGAUUCCCAUUCAAACCUUCCAUCGGAUCUACGAAGACUGUGAGGUCGUCGACGAGUCGCCAAGUUCGACGGCGUGUCCGAUCACCGAGACGUCAUCGGCGACGUCGUGAGUGCGUGCCACGUCGUGCCAGCCGGUGCCCCGCGAGUCUAUUAUUGCCGAGUCGUUCGCUCCACGUCUCCACUGCUCGGGCCCGGUGCGCGUCGACGUGCGUGCGUGCGUGCGUGCGGUGGUGUUCCGCCAUGUGGGCCACUUGAUGGCUGAGAGCGCGCUGAUGUGGUUGUUCGUCCAGUUCGAAGGCAUGGUGUCCUUCUGCAGCCAGCACUGGAUCAUGUCGAGCGUGCUGCAGGACCCUCGCUCCACCAAGUAUGUGGCCAGUUUCAGCGCCGCCUUCUUGCUCGUCGGCGUGCUCGUGCUCCUGGUCAAUGUGGCCCUGGUGUGGACGCCAUCGCUGUGGCACCUCAAGCAGCGGGGCACCUCCGCCAGCCCGCAGCAGUUGGUGCCUACGCACCUCGAGCUCACCCCGUACCUGGGUAGGACACAACUGGCCGCGGGUGCCCGCCGCCUGCCAAACUUCCUGCCAGACAGCGGGGACCUCGAGGUGACCGAGGAAGGCGUCGCGGACGUCUUCGUACAUCUGCCCAAGCGCCGGAAGGUGCCCGACAACGACGUCAACGAGGCCGAGGCCCUGACGUCGCUGCGGGCUGCCCGCCACAUGACCCAGCUGGGCAAGCUGGAGAAGGCGCUGAAGCUGUUCCAGCACGCCCUCAUGCUGGACCCCAGCCACGCCGACAUCCUCACCGAGUACGGGGAGUUCCUCGAGAACCACCAGCAGGACUUCAUCAAGGCCGACCACAUGUACACCAGGGCCUUGGUCUCGAGGCCAGACCACUCACAGGCCUUGGUGAACCGUCAGCGCACCCUGCCCGUGGUGGAGAAGCUGGACGAGAAACAGCUGACGCGCAUCGACAAGAAGCGGCUGUUCCUGGUGCAGAUCCCCGAGGGGGACCCCUCGCUGAAGCGCAUGAAGAAGGAGGCCUACUUCCAGCACAUCCACCACACCGUGGCCAUCGAGGGCAACACCAUGAGCCUCGCCGAGACGCGCACGGUCGUCGAGACCCGCACGGCCGUGCCCGGAAAGAGCAUUCUGGAGCACAACGAGAUCCUGGGCCUGGACCUGGCCCUGCGCUUCGUCAACAACAGCCUGGUCAACAAGGCCCUGCUCAGCGUGGCCGACGUGCUGGCCAUGCACCGGCGCAUCCUGGGGCACGUCAACCCUGUCGAGGCCGGCACCUUCAGACGCUCCCAGGUAUUUGUCGGGGAGCACACACCUCCGCCGGCCUCCCUGGUGCCGGACCUGAUGGAGGACCUGGUGGACUGGCUCAACUCAGAAGAGGCGCUGCGGCUGCACCCGGUCAAGUACGCCGCCCUGGCCCACUACAAGCUGGUGUUUGUGCACCCAUUUGUGGACGGCAACGGCCGCACGGCCCGGCUGCUGAUGAACCUGCUGCUCAUGCGGGUGGGCUACCCGCCGGUCAUCGUGCGCAAGCAGGACCGGGCCCUCUACUACGAGUACCUCCAGCUGGGCAACGAGGGGGACGUGCGUCCCUUCGUGCGCUUCAUCGCAGAAUGCACAGAGCGCACCCUGGACGUCUACCUGUACGCCACCGAAUACGCCAAGCACCAGAGGGCGCUGACCAGCCAGGACAGCUCAGACCUCACGUCCUCCCCCUCCUUCGUCGGCGUCUGACCCCGCCCCCGGUGCUAAAAUGCCUGCAAUAGGUCUGACUGGUGUGCUUACCACAUCCUAAAGAGUGGUGUGCUUACCACAUUCUAAAGAGUGGCAUGCUUACCACAUCCUAAAGAGUGGUGUGCUUACCAGAUUCUAAAGAGUGGUCCCUCGAUUUACACUCGAUGGCAUCAUAGAAGUGUCACAUCGUCGCCGGCCACAGUCCUGGCGCCGUCGCAGCAGGGGCGGUAGAUGUAGCAAACGCCCAUUCCACUGCCGGUUGCUUUGCAGCUUGACAGUUUACGGAACCUCGGGCAGCCGGGAGUUUAGACGCCGCGACAGUGACACUAGCGACACUCGCGUUUGCUCGAACUUUGUGCCAGGACUUCUACGUCCAACGGCCGGGAUUUCAGACGCGACGUGCUGGGUUUUGCGACGCCGUUCGUUGCCACUUCAAAACCUCUUUCGACGCGUGGGCGGUAUGGGAUGCCAAACAGGCCAGUCGGGGAGGCGUCCCACGCACAAUAAUCUAAGUCACUGCGCCCGUGUGCAUUAUUUAUUGUUUUGACGCGAGGCAGAAACGGUCCUCGGGUCGACCGCGCGGCUCGUUGUUUUCCUAUUUCCUUUCCGCGUGUACCCACGCUUUUUGGGACUCUGUUUGCAUGCGGCUGAUUUUAAUGGCUCGAGAAAGCACUGUAUAGGGAAUGUUGUUGAGUAGUUUGGUCCACAAUAAAGGAUGUUACACAUUA
Molecule: messenger RNA, 2799 nt
Organism: Ixodes scapularis (black-legged tick)
Lineage: Eukaryota; Metazoa; Arthropoda; Arachnida; Ixodida; Ixodidae
Gene: Fic
Product: protein adenylyltransferase Fic
Exons: 4
Coding region: 578-2071 (497 amino acids)
Molecular function (GO): protein binding
Source: RefSeq, a predicted model, not a curated record